GAGUUAUUACGGGACUGGUGCUGAUGUUGUGGAUGAGUCAGGCUGCAUGAUGUUGAUGUCGCUGCCAUUUCAUCAGCAAUUUUAAUUCUGAAUAUAUUGGGGGAAAUAAACAUAUUUCUUUAAAAUGAUAUAUCAACGUAAACGACACUGGAAACAAUUUACAAACGAAAACUCGCACUGUUUUGUUAAAUAAAUGCUGGGCUGUUAAGAGAGCAAUUAACCCGGUACGCGGCCGAGUGCACCGAUUUAUGAAGAAACAUUAGGAGUUAUCUGGAGAAACGCCGACGAUCCCCUCGCACCUUUUAAGCCGGUUAUUUUCGUCUUCCUCACGCGGAAGAAACUCCAUGAUUUCGAGUCAUUGGACGUUUGGGAGAGCAACAAUUUUAAAUUGGAAGUACGGUGGACUGUUGCGGUUUUCGAGGCGAAAGUCGUUGCCAAGGAGCCUCGCAGCAUCGCUUAAACCGGCGAACAAGCGCAGAGGAUCGCCGGGUAUACUGUGCACUCCUGGAAACGCCCCGCGGCUUGCGGCAGCAGCGUCUAUCUGAAGCAUCACUUGCACAUCGAUAUAUGUUUAUAUCCUCAGGGGGCAUUUCGACAGCAGAUCUGCAUCCGGCGAUACAUAGCUUUGAGAUAACGCAACGGUACAUGCACGAAAACGGCAGCGACUGAGCUCCAAAAUACACCGUUGCAAACGUGUUACUGAUAUUUGCAAAAUGGAGGUCGACUGACCUUGGAGACUGCCUGCAAUAACAACGAGAGAGGCGAACCUUUCAGUUUUUGGCCUCGCUGCGCCCCAAGCUUUCCUGCGCUCGAAUCGAUUUUGGAGGUGAGGGAGGGAGGGGUGGCCAUAUUUUGGCUUUAGAGUGUCACGAACGAUCAGUCAAGCUGCGGCCACACACCGAGACGCUAAAAGAACAGUCGGCCGAGGCUGGGAAUAAAUGGGCUGCACGUGCACACCGUGAAGUCCCACUCCUUGUGGAAUUUCACACGCCACCAGCACUUCGGACAAUUUUCGUGCGCUCGAUAGACUUCGGUUAUUUGUUGUUUGGCUGACAAAAAUAAACAACUCGGUGUCACGACUAAGUAGCAGCUUUCGCAGCGGUGUCCGAGCAGAUCGGUCCGCGGAUUUGCAUCUUUUGUCUCUUUAUUCGGAUGUUGUAUCCGUGCAGCCUUGAACCGGAAUGCCCGCUUGAACUGUCACUGUAGAUCAGCUGUCCAUCACGGUGUCAUCGAACCCUCACCCCUCCUCCCAGGACGAAACACAGGGCCUGCAAACAUGGAAGCAAUAUGGCUCUAUCAGUUCCGCCUCAUUGUGAUUGGCGACUCAACGGUGGGAAAAUCGUGUUUGAUUCGCCGCUUCACCGAGGGACGCUUCGCUCAGGUGUCUGACCCGACGGUGGGGGUUGACUUCUUCUCGCGGCUGGUGGAGAUCGAACCGGGCAAACGCAUCAAGCUACAGAUCUGGGACACGGCGGGCCAAGAGCGCUUUAGGUCCAUUACCAGAGCUUAUUAUCGCAACUCAGUGGGCGGCCUUCUCCUGUUUGACAUCACUAACCGACGCUCCUUCCAGAAUGUGCAUGAAUGGUUGGAAGAGGCCCGCAGUCAUGUGCAACCACACCAGAUAGUUUUCGUGUUGGUAGGACACAAAUGUGAUCUGGACGGCCAACGGCAGGUGAGCCGACAGGAGGCGGAGAAGCUGGCGGGAGCUUAUGGCAUGAAGUACGUGGAGACAUCAGCCCGAGAUGCCAUCAAUGUGGAGAAAGCUUUCACCGAUUUGACGCGUGACAUUUUUGAGCUCGUCAAGCAUGGAGACAUCACUAUCCAGGAGGGCUGGGAGGGCGUCAAAAGCGGCUUUGUACCAAAUGUGGUGCAUUCUUCUGAGGAGGUCACAAAAAGUGACCGCCGCUGCCUCUGCUAAUCUAUUAGCCACAGGGCCCCUCACCGGACCCCUGCCAGGUCUACAGUAAGCAGAGAAUCAUGGGUCUUGUCAUCCAGAAAGCAACGUUUUUCUCUGUGUGUGCUCUUCCUUUUACUUUGCUAGCAAUGCAUACCGUGUCCUUUCCUUGGCAGCUUGGGACUCAGAAGUGUUCUGGGUCUCCAAGGAUCUCUGUUUCUUUAACAAAUACAGAAGUGUAACUUGUGCACAGAAGUUCCAGAUGACUUGAACAAUGGUGACUGAUGGGUAGCUUAACAACUAACUAAGAAAAGCUGCUUUGAAUCACUAGGCGCCAUAGCAGGGUGUUUGGCGAGGGUCUGGGGUUUCAAAUGUGUUCUGUAAUGAGCAGUAAAUCUCAGGGUCCGGAAAGUUUCGGAAAUACCAAGAAAUGUCUCCGCAUCACAUAAGGCAAGAUGAGCAACAUCUGACCCCAGUUAUUUGUGUUAUUUUAACGGAAUGUUUUAAAAUAGGCUUAUAUUUUAUAUUUGAAAGGUGGUGGUCAGCGUAGUUCAAUCUGAAUUGGAAUGGGGAGGAGACCAGAGGUUCAUUUUUGUUUUUUGACAAGCCUCCCGAGUUUUCUGGCUGCAGUAGAAAUGGCUGAAAUGGUCACUUUCUGUAUUUUGUUUAUUUUGGAGUGCUCACCAGCCACCCACGUGUAGGAUCUUUAUUGUCUGCGUUCACAAAUAGUGAGACAGUGGCAUGUCCUGUUAAGAGCGGGGACCAUCUGCUGUACCCACGCCCUCCCCUAAAUAAUUGUUAUGGAGAGCUGGCUCAAAUUCUGUCAGUAAUCAACUUAAGAAAGGUGCUAAGGUCUUUAACUUUCAGUUGGAAUUGCGCUAUUAAUAGACCAAGAGAGAAGCUACCAUCUUCAUUUUGUAAUCAUCAGCCUGAACAACAAAGUGUUUUAAUAAUCCGGAAGUUCUAAAUCCAAUCUUCCUGAUUUGGGGCGUCCCUUACUAGGAUAAAAGUGUCCACAUCUGCUGGCUCGCUUUUGAUUUUUCUUAAGGCGCACAACAUGAUGCAGAUGAAGAUGAUGGCAUUGCGGUUCCAGCUCAGUGACCAGCGAUUCCAGUUUGCCUCGAUGAACUGUGGACAAGCAGAUGUCCUUCCUUUGCCUGGCCUCUCCCACAACAGACUUUUAAUUUUCAGCUCCCAAGCUGGUGGUGGCUGCUACCACCCGUGUCCGUUUCCUCAGCAGCUUAAACGUCUGGUGCACAAUUCCAAGAAUUGUUUCUUCUGCAAUGAAAAAUGAAUUUUUGCUCCAUAUUGGUUUGAUGUGAAGGACUAAUCUCUCUCAGGGUUCCUCCUGCAGCAGGACUGCAGCUGUCGGAGGCUCCUUUGAGGUCAUGGGUGGGUAACCACGAAUGGUGCUUUACCAUCACCAGCAGGUGGAUGGGCCGAGCUGUGAAGAUUCACCAGCGCACGCUCUCCUUCUUAACCCUGGACUGUUGGGGAGGGGAGAAUAUCUGGCAGCAUUUCUUUAAAUCUGAGCCUUUCCAAGCGGAAACCCAGCCGCAGCUUUCUGUACUUUUUUAACCACUGAGGCUCCUUUCUCAAUGUUUUGACGUUAGAAAUGGAAGAUUUAAAUUUUUUGUUUAUUUCAUUUUCGUGGGCCGUUUAUCCUUUUGCCAUCAAACAAUGCUGAAAUGUGAAUUUCUCCCGGCUUGCUGUGUCCAAUAAUGUGUAAGUGGAUACCUGCCUGUAAUUUAGCCAGAGAUCUGUCAUGUGCUAAAAACAAAACAAAACCCGAAUAAAAGUGUAGUUGGUAUUCUCCUUCUUUCAUCCCUCAAAGGAUGCAGAGUGCGAACAUUUUAGUUUUGCAGUUUGUGUACCGACUUGAGGCCUUUGGACUUGUGCGGCGGAAAGCUUUAAGAAUUGCAGUCUGGGUUUGAAGGGAGGGGUGGAGGUGGGGAGGCUGUCAAUAAAAGCCCCGAAGAGUGGGGGGUCUUUGGCUAAUCGAUGAGGAGGCAGCGGGCAUCAUUUUAUAAUAGAAAUGUUAACCUGGGCUGACCAAAUUCUAAUUAAGGCUUACUAGAAUUUCUUAACUAAAUAUUUAAAUGAAAGUAGCUGUUGAAGUAAACAUUAAAUCAUUUUGAAUGUGA
Erpetoichthys calabaricus (reedfish) is the source of this 4038-nucleotide messenger RNA. RefSeq names its product ras-related protein Rab-39B. Gene Ontology annotation, biological process: Rab protein signal transduction. Bases 1277 to 1918 code for a protein of 213 amino acids. The record is from RefSeq and is a predicted model, not a curated record. Gene Ontology annotation, cellular component: Golgi membrane. The transcript has 2 exons. Gene Ontology annotation, molecular function: GTP binding; GTPase activity. NCBI's taxonomy places the organism in Eukaryota, Metazoa, Chordata, Cladistia, Polypteriformes, Polypteridae.